GUUUCCUAAUUUUAAUUUUCCUCAAGAGUCUUAAAUCAUGGGUUUCUUACAUUUGAUUCAAGCUUUAUUUUCGCACCAGGUGUGAAGGUCUAGGUUUAGGAGGUCCAAGGGCCGCUUCUCGCCCUCGGGCCGUUCUUUGCGCACGUGUUAUCUGUGCCGUGCGUAAAGGCGCCUCCCGACUGGAAUCCCAAGUCCCUCCCUGACAGAAGCUGCUGCAGCUCAGACACUGUCCUCUGCGCAACGGUGGGACAAGUUCCCUCUUCUCCAAACACUUGGAACUGAAACUCUACAGUACUGUGGAAGAAUCUUUUUUUUUUUUUUUUUCCCCUGUCGGGGACUGGAUCUCGGUUCGGGACUGAGCGCGUUACGCAUGAGCUGAGCCUCCAGCUACUCACCAUGAAGGUGACAUUUGGAGCUCUGGUGAUCACAGCGGGGAUCUGCGGUCUGCUGAGCUUCGCCUUGUUGGCCACCUCCAUCGGAACCGAUUAUUGGUUCAUCAUAGAGACUAAGAACAUGAGCGACUUUGAGGACAUGAGCUCCCACUCGGGUCUGUGGAGCAUCAACGAAGGCGGGAAGACGCACACAGACUCCAUCGCCACUUUUACUGCCGAUUCCUCCAGAUACUCUGAAUUUGAGCUGCGCAUGCUCAAUAUGCACGGAGCCAUAGUGGUGCUGCUCCCCCUCAGCCUGGUUCUGCUGCUCUUUGGUGGGAUCUGUGGGCUGGUCAGCUCCCUGGCCAGAAGCCCCRUCUUUCUCACCGCCACAGCCUCUUACUUCUUCAUGUGCAGUCUUCUGACUCUUUGUGGUGCGAGCCUCUACAUCAUCUACUCCCACCAGGCUCUGGAUGAGACCGAGAGGCUAGUAGGGCAGGAAGCUCUGGCCUACAUCCACACCUCCUUCGGCUGGUCUCUGGGUCUGGCCUGGCUCUCCUACGGCCUGGAGGUCAUCACCGGAGCGCUGCUGCUCACAGCCGCACGGAUGGCCAAGCUGCAGCAAAGAGGUCCAAAUACGACCUGAACCCACAGUGGACUUCAACUCAAAGAAAAAAAAAAGUUGURGUGAAGGUAGAGCGAACUCAGGAGGAGCAGCUGUCAGGUAGUUAUUGUUAAAUAAAAUGUAAACUCACUUCAGCUGGGUUUACUGAACACAUUCAGCAGAUGUGCUUUUAUUAAAAAGGUUAAAUGUCCUCAGUUUUGCUCAGACGAAGUGAGAAGUUGGACUUUUAUUUGAUCAACUGCACCCUCUAGUGGUGUGUUUAUUUUGUUUUUGCAGAUCUAGUAACACUGAUUGCCACACUGCUGCAGUUUUAUUUUCACAAAACAACAAUUUAUCACUUUACUUCAACACAUAUCUUUAAUUUGACCAUAUUUUCUGUGAAACAUUUAUGUUUUUAUUAGGCUGAUUGAUUUGAUGCUGCAGUUUUCAURAAUAACAGAGUUGUGUGCAGGUUUUUAAUGUGUCUCACAGUAAGUAACACUUAUUUGUGGUGUGAUUUCUUUAUUCAUGACAAAAAGUAUGGGGGAAAAUAUUGUCCUGCUCUCAAAUUGAAAAUAUACKCUCUUGGAUUAAGUCAGGAUAAUUCUCCCAUAAAAAUUCUGUUUGAGCUCUUGGAUCUAAACACAUUUUUCCUUUUUAUGUAUUUCUCAUGUUUGUGUAUGUACAAUGUUUUUGGUUUUUCCUUAUUUCUAUCCCAACAUUUCUUUACGUCGGGGUAAAAAGCCUUCACAGCUAUAUUUACAACUAAAGAAGCAGCAGGUGAGUUUUGAUGCUUGGCAUUUAUUGUCGUGGGCAAAGUGGAUGUUAUAUGCACCUAAAUCCCUGUUGCAAGUUCUGACUAAAAGUUUAGAAAAUAUACUAAUUACUCACCUCAAAAUAUUGUUCUUAAAUACAGAAAAUUGAUAUUCUGUGCUCGCCUGAGAGAAAGAGAUGGAAAUGUGGAAAUCUGCUGCAGACUGCACCAAAAGUCAAGGCUGAAAGAAUAUCUGCAGUUUUGGGCCUCAAUCAAAAGAAAAGCAAAUGUUUGUCCCUCUGGCUCAGAUACUGUAUAGUUAUAAAAAAAAA
Molecule: messenger RNA, 2061 nt
Organism: Austrofundulus limnaeus
Lineage: Eukaryota; Metazoa; Chordata; Actinopteri; Cyprinodontiformes; Rivulidae
Gene: tmem235b
Product: transmembrane protein 235b
Exons: 4
Coding region: 397-1017 (206 amino acids)
Cellular component (GO): apical plasma membrane
Source: RefSeq, a predicted model, not a curated record